Molecule: messenger RNA, 678 nt
Organism: Sphenostylis stenocarpa
Lineage: Eukaryota; Viridiplantae; Streptophyta; Magnoliopsida; Fabales; Fabaceae
Source: the annotation of a GenBank genome assembly
AUGGCCAACCCAAUUUCAGUUCGUCCAUGGUCCCGCUUGACCUCCCUGAGAUCUCCUCCUGCACCAGACUCACUUCCUAAAUAUCAGCCUGCAGAACUUUCUCUCAAAACCACCAACACUUCCUCUCAUGACAUGAAGGAAAGUGCCACCAAAUAUACACCAACAACACCAGAUGUUUACAGUCCAAUGCAGUCACAAAAGCUCAAACUCACUACCCCAAUGACCUUCCCACUUUCCAAAUUGAAGUCUCGAGCUCAACUUGAGAUUAAGAUAGCGCUAGAAGAAGAAGUAACCAAUGAAAAGCCUAAUGAAAAUGGUGGUUCAUUGAGGAAUGAAUCAGUUGAAAAUCAUGGCAUUGGAAACAAUGAAAAAGAGGUGGCAGCCAAAGGGAAGUGUAUUGACACAAGGCUUUCGUCUCCUGAUAGCUGUGGCAUGAGGGUCAUAACAAUUUCAGGGGAAAACAAAGGUGCAUACAUGCAAAUAACCAAACCCCACAAGAAACCCUUUCACAAAAUGAGAGCCGUGUACACUAACAGCAAUGUGCAGUGUGUAAACAACUCAAUUGUGUUGAACACAAGUUUAACCCACCAUGAUCCAGGAAUGCACCUUGUUAUCCCAAAAAAAGCAUCUGGGGAAGGAUUCCAUCCCAAAGAACGUUGUGAAGUUCAACGCAAUUGA